Molecule: messenger RNA, 1341 nt
Organism: Aspergillus puulaauensis
Lineage: Eukaryota; Fungi; Ascomycota; Eurotiomycetes; Eurotiales; Aspergillaceae
Product: aminotransferase-like domain-containing protein
Exons: 3
Coding region: 1-1341 (446 amino acids)
Biological process (GO): biosynthetic process
Molecular function (GO): L-2-aminoadipate:2-oxoglutarate transaminase activity; pyridoxal phosphate binding
Source: RefSeq, a predicted model, not a curated record
AUGCCUCCCAUCAACCUCUCCAGCGGAUAUCCCGCACCAUCACUCAACCCCAUCAAACAACUAAACCAAGCCACCAAUACCGUCUUUUCCACUCCCAAAAUAUGGCACAAUGGCAUGAUAUACGGCCCAGACGCAGGCUACGAUCCGCUACGAGAAAACAUCGCGCGGUGGCUCGCCCAGUUCUACCACGGCGGCGACGAGGCACAAAUAGGCGCCGAGCGGAUAUGCAUUACUGGCGGUGCGAGUCAGAAUCUUGCUUGUCUGCUACAGGUCUUUACGGAUCCCGUCUUCACGAGGAACAUGUUCAUUGUUGAGCCUGGGUAUUUUCUUGCAUUUCGGAUUUUUGAAGAUGCAGGGUUCCAUGGCCGGUUGAGGGGUGUUCCUGAGGAUGAGGAGGGGAUUGAUCUUGGUUUUUUGGAGGAGCUGCUGAAGAGGGAUGAAGAGGCUAAUCCGGUAAAUGAAAUUAUUAAGCCAUUCAAACCACCAAGGCCAUAUCGGAAGCUCUACCGCCAUGUCAUCUACUGUGUCCCGACCUUUUCGAACCCCUCCGGUAAGGUAAUGAGUCUGUCCAGACGAAAGGACCUGAUUCGACUCGCGAGGAAGUAUGAUGCGCUCAUCAUCACGGACGAUGUCUAUGACUUUGUCCACUGGCAGAUGGACACGCCUUCGGAUGACCCAGGUGCCCGCAGCUUCAGUAAUAUCUUACCACGACUAGUCGACCUCGAGCGGACGCUUGACGACGGACCAAUUGACCGUUUUGGUAACUGUGUGAGCAAUGGCAGUUUCAGCAAGUUAGUCGGACCUGGGUGCCGCGUUGGCUGGGCGGAAGGGACUCCCGAUUUUGCUUUUGGGCUUUCCCAAGCAGGGUCCUCCCACUCUGGUGGCGCUCCAUCGCACCUCAUGUCGACAUUCAUUAACGAGAUGGUGGAUGGCCGAUCAACUAUCUCUCUGACGUCGCAUAUCCAGGAUACCCUGAUUCCAACAUACUCAAGACGACACAAACUUCUCUUAUCAGCUGUCCUCCAGUACCUAGUCCCACUGGGAAUUAUACCUCCUGCUAACCAGUAUCACGUGGGUGGUGGAUUCUUCCUCUGGCUGGAACUGCCGAAGGCGUUGACAAGCACUGACGUUGUUACUGCGGCGCGACAAGAUGGUGUUCUUAUUGCUGACGGGACAGUCUCUGCUUUGCCUGAGGAGAACGAUGCCCGGAGUGAUUAUCGCGAUUAUAUACGGUUAUGCUUUGCAUGGGCUGACGAGGACCGGCUGGCGGAGGGGGUGAUUAUUCUGGCGGGGACACUGAAGCGGUUGUUGGGACAUGAAGGCCUUUCGAAUGGGCGAUAG